Messenger RNA from Cinclus cinclus, 2151 nucleotides. It is a transcript of the gene ACSL3, whose product is annotated as acyl-CoA synthetase long chain family member 3. NCBI's taxonomy places the organism in Eukaryota, Metazoa, Chordata, Aves, Passeriformes, Cinclidae. Gene Ontology annotation, biological process: long-chain fatty acid metabolic process; long-chain fatty-acyl-CoA metabolic process; neuron differentiation. The record is from RefSeq and is a predicted model, not a curated record. The transcript has 14 exons. Gene Ontology annotation, cellular component: plasma membrane; lipid droplet; endoplasmic reticulum. The coding region runs from base 10 to 2151 and encodes 713 amino acids. Gene Ontology annotation, molecular function: long-chain fatty acid-CoA ligase activity.
GCAGCCAAAAUGAAGUUGAAGCAUAACAUCAACCCUGUUCUUCUGCAGUUUAUAAACUUCAUAGUCCUGCUGUACUCCCUUGUAACAUACAUUCCAUGGUACAUUCUUUCAGGAUCAAAGCAAGCUAUAGCAAAAGCCAAGCAGGUUAAAGCCAGACCUGUGAAUAACAAGCCUGGGGGUGCAUACAGAUCUGUUAACAGUCUGCACUGCUUAGCUUCAGUUUUAUAUCCUGGGUGUGAUACACUCGACAAAGUUUUUAAAUACGCUAAAACUAAAUAUAAGGACAAAAAACUCUUGGGAACACGUGAAAUACUGAAAGAGGAAGAUGAAAUCCAGCCAUCAGGAAAAGUUUUUAAAAAGGUCAUCCUUGGCAAGUACACCUGGCUUUCUUACGAAGAUGUAUAUAUUAAAGCUGUUAAUUUUGGAAAUGGCUUAGCAGUCUUGGGUCAGCAGCCAAAGACUAACAUUGCUAUCUUCUGUGAGACCAGAGCUGAGUGGAUGAUUGCAGCCCAGGCCUGCUUUAUGUGCAACUACCAGCUUGUUACUCUCUAUGCCACGCUGGGAGGCCCAGCAAUAGUUCAUGGGCUGAAUGAAACAGAGGUGACCACCAUCAUUACUAGUAAAGAAUUGAUGCAAACAAAAUUGAAGGAAAUUGUUUCUCAAGUUCCACUACUGCGACAUAUAAUUACAGUGGAUGGCAAACCUACAACGUGGUCAGAGUUCCCCAAGGGUGUCAUUGUUCACACGAUGGCAUCUGUGCAAGCCAUGGGGGCCAAGGCAGACACUGGAAACAAGCAGCCAUGCAGGCCUGUGCCCUCGGAUAUUGCAGUGAUCAUGUACACAAGUGGAUCCACAGGAAUUCCCAAAGGAGUUAUGAUCUCCCAUUGCAACAUAAUUGCUGGGAUAACUGGAAUGGCUGAGAGGAUCCCAAAUCUGGGGGAAAAAGACAUUUAUAUUGGGUACCUGCCCCUUGCCCAUGUUCUGGAGCUGAGUGCUGAGCUUGUGUGUCUGUCUCAUGGGUGCCGCAUCGGUUACUCUUCCCCUCAGACACUGGCUGACCAGUCUUCUAAAAUAAAGAAAGGAAGCAAAGGGGAUGUUACUACACUUAAGCCAACUCUAAUGGCAGCUGUUCCGGAAAUCAUGGAUCGAAUCUACAAAAAUGUCAUGAAUAAAGUGAAUGAAAUGACCAGUUUCCAGCGGAAUCUAUUUAUAUUGGCCUACAAUUACAAAAUGGAACAGAUUUCCAAAGGUUACAGUACCCCACUCUGCGACAGCCUUAUCUUCCGCAAGGUGCGGAUGCUGCUGGGAGGGAAGAUCCGUGUCCUGCUGUGCGGCGGCGCGCCGCUGUCGGCGGCCACGCAGCGCUUCAUGAACAUCUGCUUCUGCUGCCCCGUGGGGCAGGGCUACGGCCUCACCGAGUCUGCUGGGGCUGGCACCAUCACUGAAGUUUGGGACUACACUACAGGACGAGUGGGAGCACCUUUGGUCUGUUGUGAAAUCAAGUUAAUGAACUGGGAAGAAGGUGGGUAUUACAACACUGAUAAACCAUAUCCUAGAGGUGAGAUCCUUAUUGGAGGGCAGAAUGUGACUGUGGGCUACUACAAAAAUGAAGCACGAACCAGAAAAGAUUUCACUGUUGAUGAGAAUGGGCAGAGGUGGCUCCAUACUGGAGACAUUGGAGAGUUUCAUCAUGAUGGAUGUCUAAAAAUUAUUGAUCGCAAAAAGGAUCUUGUAAAACUGCAGGCAGGAGAAUAUGUUUCUCUUGGCAAAGUAGAAGCAGCUCUGAAGAAUCUCCCACUGGUGGAUAAUAUUUGUGCAUAUGCAAGCAGUUUCCAUUCUUAUGUCAUUGGAUUUGUUGUGCCAAAUCAAAAGGAGCUCGCAGAACUAGCCCGAAAAAAAGGAUUUAAAGGAACCUGGGAAGAGAUCUGUAACAGUCCUGAGAUGGAAAAAGAGGUUCUGAAGGUGCUAGCUGAGGCUGCCUUGGCAGCAAAUCUGGAGAAGUUUGAAAUACCAGUGAAGAUCCGUUUGAGCCCUGAUCCUUGGACCCCAGAGACUGGUCUGGUGACAGACGCGUUCAAACUAAAACGCAAAGAGCUCACGGCGUUCUAUCAAACGGACAUUGAUCGAAUGUACGGAAAAAACGUCAAAUAA